Dreissena polymorpha is the source of this 1408-nucleotide messenger RNA. RefSeq lists its product as uncharacterized. Lineage: Eukaryota; Metazoa; Mollusca; Bivalvia; Myida; Dreissenidae. The record is from RefSeq and is a predicted model, not a curated record. The transcript has a single exon. Bases 88 to 1212 code for a protein of 374 amino acids.
GCGACUGUUGCUAAGAGCCAGGAGAGAAAGGAACGUCGUCUAGAAAGAGAAAACCGGAAACGUAAGCUGUUUGAAGAUGUAACAAAUAUGGAACAGUCUGGUGAAAACACAAGCUUUGAACCAGAGUACAUUGCCACAAAAAUUGACAUUGUUACCUCUGAUAUCGAUGUGGGUGCUAGCAAAGAAGUUGUGACACAGCAGGAAUGUGUCGAGCAAAUAAUCUCGAUCACAGAUGAAAAGGUGACAUUUAUGGACUCAUUUGUACAAACAGAGUGUGAAACGGAAGAUGCGGCAAUACAAACAACAACUACACUUGCAUUUAGCAUCAACAAGUUCGAGGAUGAUGAAGCUGCUGUUCAUUUCUACACUGGACUCGAAAAUUACAUGAAGUUCUUUUUUGUUUUGAACACACUCGGACCAGCAGCAUACCAUCUUAAUUAUGUGUAUCAUUCUAUAACAAGUAUAAGUGUUGCUGAUCAAUUUUUUAUUACGUUGAUUAAAUUAAGGCGACACAUGACAAACUUUGAACUGUCGCGAUUAUUUAAUGUUUCGGAAAGUGUUGUGUCAAACAUUUUUAUUACGUGGGUCUUGUUCAUGGAAAAACAGUGGAAAGAAAUUAACAUUUGGCCAUCACAAACUUUAGUCCACUAUUUUGCUCCAAGCAGCUUCAAGAGACUGUACCCCAAAACACGGGUUAUAAUUGAUGGUACUGAGUGCCCAAUUAAAAAGCCGAAGAAUCCAACAGCUCAACAAGCCACUUUUUCGACUUACAAGAACCGAAAUACAGUUAAGGUUUUGGUUGGCAGUACCCCUGGCGGUCUUAUUUCUUAUGUGUCUCCAGCCUAUGGGGGUGCUACAAGUGAUAGGCAAAUAGUUGAACGGAGUUCACUGACCAGGCUUUGUUCCAAAAGUGACAGUAUUAUGGCUGAUAAAGGUUUCAAUGUGCAGGACAUUUUUGCACCACAUGAUGUGCAUAUCAAUAUACCAACCUUUUUUAAGAAGCAAAAUAGAAUUUCGAAUGAAACUGCUAUUAAAGAUAGAAAAAUUUCAAGUAAACGUGUUCAUGUAGAAAGCAUUAUUGGGCUAGGAAAAACAUACACAAUUUUAACUGAAUCUUUGACUAGCACAGAGACUAAGUUGUCAUCAGAGAUAAUUUUUGUUUGUUUCAUGCUAUGUAAUUUCAGGAAUGGCAUAGUGUCUACAUAUGCUUAAAGAAUAGCUACAAUCAAAGUUUUGUAUGCAGCUAAGAGGAUUAAAAUGUCAAAUUUGUAUUGUCAAUAAACAUUCUGCAAAAAAUAUGUCAGAUGUGCGCUCUGGUUAUGAGUGUUAAGAAGUACAUGUAAUGAGAGUAAUUAAGCUAAUGGACAUGUGAUUGGAAGACUGUUUUUUUAUAGUUUUCAUUUCUUAA